Molecule: messenger RNA, 1209 nt
Organism: Microsporum canis CBS 113480
Lineage: Eukaryota; Fungi; Ascomycota; Eurotiomycetes; Onygenales; Arthrodermataceae
Product: NAD dehydrogenase
Exons: 3
Coding region: 1-1209 (402 amino acids)
Cellular component (GO): mitochondrion
Molecular function (GO): (S)-2-hydroxyglutarate dehydrogenase activity; (S)-2-hydroxy-acid oxidase activity
Source: RefSeq, a predicted model, not a curated record
AUGUUUUCCAGGCCAGCGCAUUUAAGGCCACUAGCUAGAUACCGGCUAUUCUCUAGUAGUAGCAAGCUACAUGCUGACUUCACACAUGCAGUUAUCGGAGCAGGAGUCGUUGGACUGGCGGUUGCUCGUCAACUUGCCGCUCGAGAAGGGGCAUCAACCGUUCUAGUUGAGAGGCACUCGGCAGUGGGAACGGAGACAAGCAGUCGAAACUCUGAGGUUAUUCAUGCUGGUCUAUACUAUGGGGUAGAUUCAUUGAAGACAAAGCUAUGCAUCGAAGGGAAAGAACUGCUCUACGAUCUCUGUGAGAAGCAAAAUAUCCCAUACCGCAACACGAAGAAGUGGAUCGUUGCACAAGACGAGGAACAGUGGAAAGAAUGUCUAAAGGUUUUCCUCCAUGCUCGAGAAAUAGGUGUCCCGAUCCGCUUUGUUACUGCAGAAGAGGCGAAAAGAAGAGAGCCUGAUGUACGGGCCGAGGCAGGGAUUCUCGAGAGUCCCACUACAGGAAUAGUGGAUGUUCACUCCCUCAUGUCCUAUCUACAUGGUGACUACGAGGAAAGAGGCGGAGACUGCGUACUGUUGACAAACGUUUAUAAAAUCGAACCUCUGAAAAAUGGCGGCGGCUAUGAAAUAUUCACCAAGUCUGGAGAGAAGCAGGAGGAGAAGUCGUCAUUUACAGCGGAAACUCUCAUUAACUGUGCCGGCCAUUUUGCUUGCAGUAUAAACAAUAUGAUUUUACCCCCGGAAAGACACCGAACGCCUUACUUUGCCAAAGGGACGUAUUUUUCAUACGCAGCUUCCUCACCAAAGCCGUCGACCCUAUUAUAUCCAGCUCCCCGGCCAAGCUACGGCGGUUUAGGGACCCACCUUACGUUGGAUAUGGCAGGCAGAGUCAGGUUCGGUCCUGAUGUUGAAUGGGUAGACAGCGCAGAUGAUUUAACUCCAAGCCCAAAACGCCUGAAGGAUGCUUUCAAGGAGAUCCAGGCAUACUUGCCUAGUGUGAAGCUCGACGCAAUAGAUCUUGAUUAUUGUGGUAUCAGGCCAAAGCUGGUGAGGGGCGGAUCAGUCUCCUCUGGGAAAGACUUCCAAGACUUUGUGAUUCAGAAAGAAGAGGGGUUCCCGGGGUUUAUAAACUUGCUGGGUAUCGAGAGUCCCGGGCUGACUAGUUCGUUGGCCAUUUCGAAGAGGGUGGAGGAUCUUCUAUAUAGAUAG